UUAUUUACAAUUCUUGUGCAAACAAGACUUCCAAUGUGGAAAUUCUCAUUUCAAUCCGAAAAAUGCGAAGACUUGAAAUCUGUCACAAAAUCUUUGUGUCAAGAGCACAGGAGAAUAAAUAAACCUGUAAGAGCUAUGGUUGGGAAGCCAUGUUCGUUAUAUGAAAGCCGCUUUGUUUAUGCAGUCGGAUCCGUUGAUUGCGUAGUAGACAGUAGUUGUCAAGUUGGUAAAGAGUUGUCAAGAUGUUUAGGAAUUAGAUCACAGGAAAGUUUAACUGCAGAUGUAUUGUUGCAGCAGUUAUAUGUGUUAACCAACGAAUAUAAAGGCCCCAAUGAAAGUUUCAACGCAGUGACUGAGAAAAUAGUGAAUCAGGUAUAUUCUGAAUUGGAUAAAGUUUUGAACAAACAAUCUGUACAAGCAAAUCGUCAAAGCAUAGAUGACAACGUAACGGAUGUGUUUGAUAAAAAAAUUAUUAUGGUCGGGAAACAGUUUUUUCACGUAAAGCAAGUGGCUAUGAACAUGGAAAUAGAUUGCUCCCCGGAACUUUGCGUUUUGCAUUAUUUAUCGGAUUUACAAUUACGAUUAUUCAAAAAAUUAGGUGUUAAGGAACACUUCAGCAUCGAAGAUAUACUAGCGGUCAUGGAAAGAAAAACAAAAUUAUGGAAAGGCAAGCCAUGCAAAGAAAAGAAGUUAAUAAUAAACUUGCUUAGAAAUGUGCAUUCAAUAAUAAAACGAGAACAUAUGAAGACUGAGGAUCUGCUGCAAUACAAAGAUUCCAUCGUUGCACCGGAUGAAAAGAAUGUUCUAGCCCCAACAUAUGAGCUAGCAUUGGACGACCAAGCCGUUCAAUGGCGUUGGUGUAGAAAGGUUAGACUAGUUCACGGUGAUGUACCUCCAAAUAUCGCAAAGGCUGUUGGGGUUCAAUCAAAGAAAACAAGUUUAAUCAAAGGUUUUUCAAAAGGAAUAUUUUCCUUCGGUCAAAGAGAAAAGCUGACCACACGAUUGACUGGUCUACUCAUAGAUUAUCCUAGUGAUGUCAGUAUAUUCAAGGAGUUUAUUCAAAAUGCCGAUGACGCUGGUGCAACCGAAAUAAAUUUUAUAAAAUUCUUCAGAACUCAGAAAAUUGCACAUUCGAUCGGCCAAAACCAAACAUUAGGACCGGCAUUGUGCAUCUACAAUGAUGCCCAUUUUACUGAUAGUGAUUUAGAAGGGAUAAGAAAUUUAGGAAUCGGUAGCAAAACUGAUGAUCCAACCAAAACUGGACAAUACGGUUUAGGGUUUAAUGCAGUUUAUCAUAUCACUGACACCCCAUCGUUUUACAGUAAGGGUCCUGGCUUGGGAAAAGAAGGAGUUCUGUGUAUAUUUGAUCCCUUGUUUAAGGAAAUCCCUGAAUUAGAUGAACCAGGAAUUAGAUGUGACAUUGACGAUAUGGAUAAUGAUUUUAAGGAUAUUUUGAAAGGAUAUCCAGGAUUUGUGUCUGAAAAAGGAACAAUGUUCCGUUUGCCAUUGCGACAAGAAGAGUCAGAAAUAAGUGUUCAUUGUAUUUGCGAAUCUCAAAUCGAUAAAUUACUUGGUCUGCUUCGAAAGGAUGCGAGUUCAUGCCUUCACUUUUUGAAAAACAUAAACUCCAUCGCAAUAUCAAAUUAUGUAGAUGGCAAGGUAUGCAACGAGUUUAAAGUAGAAGCCAAAUUGACGGAAUCUGAUGAAAUUAGAAGAAAACAAUAUUUUGAUAAGGUUAAAGCAGUUUGCAAAAAGAACAUGUUAGAUAAGUAUGGAAACAUUGAUGAAGAUCGAUUUUCAGUGACUUACAAUUUAUCUAUUGUUGAAGGCAGGCGUAAGUGCAAACGAUGGCUUGUAUGCAAUCAGUUUUCAAGUGAUACCAAACCACAUGAGAAAGAUACUUCCUGUAAAUUAAGGCAGGCAUUCGCCGUCGGGGACCUUGGUUUAAUGCCAGAGGUAGGGAUAUCGAUACCAGUGUUUGAAACAGAAAACAGAGAACUACAGCAAACUCAUACAGCUUUUUGCUUGUUACCAUUGCCUUUAUCAACUGGUUUACCGUUUCACUUGAACGGCCAUUUUUCAGUGGAUCGGGGAAGACGGAAGUUAAUCAGCAGCACCGUUGGCGAAACAUGGAACAAAUACUUGUUGUCGAGCUUAUUGCCUGAAGCAUUUUGUACAUCAGCUCUUGAAGUACAGAACAGGGUUCAUGAUCUUUCUGAGAAAGGUUUGACUCAGGCAAACCUCAAGAAAAUAUUGAGGCAAUACAAUGAAAUGUUUCCAAGACCUUUAUUUGCAACAGACGAUAACUGGAAAUACUUUAAAGGCUAG
Mya arenaria is the source of this 2328-nucleotide messenger RNA. Its product is annotated as sacsin-like. The record is from RefSeq and is a predicted model, not a curated record. Gene Ontology annotation, molecular function: Hsp70 protein binding. NCBI's taxonomy places the organism in Eukaryota, Metazoa, Mollusca, Bivalvia, Myida, Myidae. Bases 34 to 2328 code for a protein of 764 amino acids. The transcript is spliced from 2 exons.